AUGAAUUCUCGCCAAUUAUUACACCUUCGCCUUCGCGCGCCUACUACAAGGCUCCCAAGCCCCUCGAAAUUCCUUAUUCGAAAUUCCUCUACUGCCACACCUCACGAGCCCUCCGGGAAAUCAUCGCCAUGGAUACGGCGGUUGGUCUACGCGGGCAUCUUUGGAUCAUUGGGCGUAGCGGCUGGCUCAAGGGUGGAUCGUAUGGUAUCUGCGCCUCCAUUACAAGGGUCCCAGGAAGAUAAAAAGGCAUUGGAGGAGAUUCAACGCGUCUACGAGCUCGGUCUCCCUAUUGUGCAAGAACUCCGCCAGAACCCUGAUUAUGUGGAAGCCGGUGUCUAUCAGGACUUCUCGGAGGAAAGUAAACGCCACAGAUUGACCUCGGGUCCUUUGGCUGGGAGUAGGGGUAUUGCAUUGCAGAGAGUUUUUUCAAAUGAUGCUGAGAAGAAGAUGGUUAGUGUCGUUUACUUCGGCUCUGCACUGGAGGGAUGGCCAACCAUGGUCCAUGGUGGUGCUUUGGGAACUAUUAUCGAUGAAAACAUGGGACGAGCAGCUCUCAGACACUUCCCAGCGCGUACUGGAGUGACCGCGAACCUCAACGUCAACUACCGAGCCCCAGUUUACUCGGGCAACUUUUACACCUUCCAUACACAGUUGGAUCCAGAACGGAGCACUGACGUCAAGGGUCAUGUCUCUUGUCAAAUCCGUGACCAGGCCGGACAACUUUGUGUCGAGGCUUCGGGCCUUUUCGUGGUUCCAAAGAAGUUUCAACUUGCCAGGAUGGGCGACAAGUUCUAA
This is a messenger RNA of Penicillium angulare, 795 nucleotides long. Its product is annotated as PaaI family thioesterase. The record is from RefSeq and is a predicted model, not a curated record. Lineage: Eukaryota; Fungi; Ascomycota; Eurotiomycetes; Eurotiales; Aspergillaceae. The coding region runs from base 1 to 795 and encodes 264 amino acids. The transcript has 2 exons.